CCAAUGGGCACGCUCGGGGGAGCCGGGCUGGCGGCGGCGGUGGCGGCCAGCCGGGCGCGCACUCUCGGGAUGGAGGGCGAGCGCCGGGCAUCUCAGGCGCGCUCCUCGGGCCUCCCGGCCGGGGGCGCCGACGGGGAGAGCCCGGGGGGCAGCGCCCCCUUCCCGGGCAGCAGCGGCUCUUCCGCGCUGUUGCAGGCGGAGGUGCUGGAUCUGGACGAGGACGAGGACGACCUGGAGGUGUUCAGCAAGGAUGCCUCAUUGAUGGACAUGAACUCCUUCAGCCCUAUGAUGCCAACGUCCCCUUUAUCAAUGAUAAACCAAAUCAAGUUUGAGGAUGAACCAGAUUUAAAGGAUCUCUUCAUCACAGUUGAUGAACCUGAAAGUCACGUUACUACAAUAGAAACUUUCAUUACCUAUAGGAUUAUUACUAAGACGUCUCGUGGGGAAUUUGACUCCAGUGAAUUUGAAGUUAGGAGACGGUAUCAAGAUUUCCUUUGGUUGAAGGGAAAACUGGAAGAAGCACACCCCACUCUGAUUAUUCCACCAUUGCCAGAAAAGUUUAUAGUAAAAGGAAUGGUGGAACGCUUUAAUGAUGACUUCAUUGAGACACGCAGGAAGGCUUUACAUAAAUUUUUGAACCGAAUUGCUGAUCAUCCAACUUUAACAUUUAAUGAAGACUUCAAAAUUUUUCUCACUGCACAAGCUUGGGAACUCUCUUCUCACAAGAAGCAGGGUCCCGGAUUGCUAAGCAGGAUGGGGCAAACAGUCAGAGCUGUUGCAUCCUCAAUGAGAGGAGUUAAAAACCGCCCAGAGGAGUUCAUGGAAAUGAAUAACUUUAUUGAACUAUUUAGCCAGAAAAUAAAUUUGAUAGAUAAAAUAUCUCAGAGAAUUUAUAAGGAAGAAAGGGAAUAUUUUGAUGAAAUGAAAGAAUAUGGCCCAAUUCAUAUUCUGUGGUCAGCGUCAGAAGAGGAUCUGGUUGAUACUCUAAAGGAUGUUGCCGGCUGCAUUGACAGAUGCUGUAAGGCCACUGAAAAGCGGAUGUCUGGACUCUCAGAGGCCCUGCUUCCUGUUGUACAUGAGUACGUGCUUUAUAGUGAAAUGUUAAUGGGUGUUAUGAAAAGAAGAGACCAAAUACAAGCAGAACUGGAUUCCAAAGUUGAAGCUUUGACCUAUAAAAAGACAGACACUGAUCUGCUUCCAGAGGAGAUUGGAAAACUUGAAGAUAAAGUGGAAUGCGCUAAUAAUGCCCUGAAAGCAGAUUGGGAAAGAUGGAAACAAAAUAUGCAAAAUGACAUCAAGUUAGCAUUUACAGAUAUGGCUGAGGAGAAUAUCAAUUAUUAUGAACAGUGAGAAGGAGCUGUUCACCAUGGUUUCCUAUAGAGCACUGGAAAAAAACACAGUACUGCACUAUGAGAGUCAUUUUUCUUAACUGUAAAAUGAAAUUACCUGAUUUCAUCAGAAGAUUAUUGCAUGAAAUAAAACAGUAUGUAUGGAAAAUGAUGACAUCUUAUUCAAAUGGAAGUGGAACUCCUGUUGUUGUUGGUUCUCCCAUGAUAGUAUGAGAAUCCAAAGCUAGAAUGAGCUAACCGGAACUAUUAAAUGUCAGGCCAGCAGUGUUGCUGGAUAGUUUUUACUACUACUCUGGUUUUGACAGAUACUAACUUUCUUCACUCACUGUAAUGAUUUAAAAGUGGGAAAAAUUGUUUGAUGACAAUGCAAAGCCAAAUAAAUAGAAACGUCUUUUAAAAAUAUUAACUUAUAAGCAAAUCUCACACUAGGUUUUGAGUUUUUUUUGGUUGUAUUAACGAUUCUUUAUAUCCUCCAAUUGUAAUCCUGAGCACAGUAAAUACUCACUGUAAUAAAUUACUUAACUAUAUGGUAUAAACAAUAUAUGUCUUGAGUUUUUCCUUAGGUUUCAUACUCAAGAGCAAAGAAAUUUAAGGAGCCUUAGAGAUCAUCUUUUUGUUGUUUAUAAAGAUUUGUGUACAUUAAUUUGAUAUAUGUGCAGGAUAUCAGGUAACACGGGUGAAUAUUAAACAUUGGUGGAAACAGGCAAUUACAUUUAUUUAAUUAAAAACCUGCUAUCAAGAAUCCCAAAGUUAUCUGGUAGCGUCAGGAGCUGCAUAGUUCAAGGUCAGAUCUCAGCUUUGCAGGCCCAGAAAAAAAAACCAUAUUGGUCAGCAACAUAAGUGGGGUUCAGGCUUUUAGGGCAAAACUUAAUAUUUACAUGUUUGGAGAGCAAUAGAAACCAAGGUAUCAGUUGAUUAGUGUUCAAAUAGAAAAGUGCAGUUUUCUGAUGGCCAGCAUCUUAGCAUCAGUUGUUCAAUAUAUUCCUUCUCUAUAGAGUCGUCUGCAUUUACUGAGCACUUACCAUAUUCCUGACAUGUAUUAAUUCAGUCUUCUUCAAAGAAUAGAUACGUUCCUAGAAAUAUAUACAGAAUUUCCAAGAUACAUGAAGGGAAUUAAUUUCCAUACACUCACCUUUUGUAAAUACUCUUUCCUAAAAUGUGAUCAGCCUGAUGCCCCAGCAAUCAGGGUUUCUUACCUAUUUCUCCUUCCAAAAUCAUCCUUCUACUAUGUGAAAGAAAGGCAUCUCAUUCUCAUGACCCAGUGACUUAUUAAAUGUACCCUGGUGAUGGUUCAGAAGAUUGACUAUCCAUUUGUUGAUGGAUAAAUACUGGCAUACAAUUGAUGAGAUUUAUAACACACUUAGACCAUGAGCCUCAGCUUUCUCACCUGUAAAAUAGGAUUCACAGUAGUCAUUGUGAGGCUUAAAGAAGGUGAUAUAUAAAGCAAUCAUUAUAAUGCCUAACCAAGUAUUCAUAUCAGUAUAUGGCAGUUGUUAAUGUUAUUUCUGUUGCUAUCCUAUGUCAAUUGUUCUAUAAUAUUCUGUAUUUCAAAACACAUACUUUUUCUACUUCUGGUAUGGAAGAUAAGGAAAUCAUGAAAUAGCUAAUUUGUCUGUCUUAUCAAGUUUUACUAUCCCUUUUAGUACUUACUUUAGAAAUGAAAAUAUUAGCUCACAUCACUAAUUAGCAUGGACAACUACUGAAUAUCUUGGAUCUUUAUUAAACUAGCAUAGUUAAUGCAGAAUAUGAAAAUGAUAGGAGUUUGUUCACUUGAGGACUAACACCAUCUUUGGUGCAAUUUGAAUCACUUAUUAGACAAGAAUUCUAAAUAGAGCAGGCUGCUUAGAAUUUCAUUUUGAAUUUUACCUGGAGAAUGUUCAGAAGUUUAUUUAAAUGAUAGUUUUGCAGUUAUUAAAAAUACCUAAUAUCUUCUGAAAGUAGUAAUUGCUUUGGGGCUGCCCUGCAGGGGUGCCAGAUACAAGAUUGUGUAUGGGUUUGCAGAGAGCAAACCAGAGAGCUCUAGCAGAAAGAUGGUUUGCAAAGGAAACUGAGGGCUUUUCUCUAAAUGUAAAGUGUGGUGCUGUUCCCAUCAGCCCUCUCCACCUAGUUAAUAGUUUUCUGUUUCGUAAACAUUGUGGGUAGAUUUUUUAAAGAUAUACUUCGGCAUUUUUGUAUUUCCUUCUUUUUUAAACUUGACAUUUGGUGAAGGAGGUUUGUGAGUGGUUUAUGAAACUGAGUUUUUUUUUUUCUUGCUAUUGAAAAGCAAUAAAAUACUGAUAAUAGCUAAUAUUUAUUGCAUAUCUGCAUAUGAUGUUUAUUGUAGCUUUUUGGAAGUGUUGUUCCUCGGGUUGUGGAACUUCUCCUUUAUUCCUAAUUUGCUGAGAAUUUUUUUUUUAAUAAGGAAUGGACAUUGGAAUUUGAUAAAUUUUUUUUCUCUAUUGAGAUAAUGUUGCAUUUAAUAUUAUCAUUUGAUAAAUAAUUGGAUGUUAAUCCAAUCUUGCAUUCGUGGAAUAAACUCCAUUUGGUUAUGAUGCAUAAUUCUUUAUGGAAAUUACUACAUUUGAUUUACCAAAAUUUUAUUUAGAAUUUUCAUAUCUAUGUUUAGGAGGAAUAAUGGUCUGUAGUUUUCUUUUCUUGGAAUAUCUUUGGCUCUGGUAUUUUGGACAGCAUCCCCAUGUCUUCAAUUUUCUGGAAGAGAUUAUAUGGAAUUAGUAUGAUUUCUUCCUUAAAUGUUUGCUGUAAUUCACUAGUGAAGAAUUCGGCCUGGAAAUUUGUGUAUGUGUAUGAAGAUAUUUAACUACAAAUUCAGAUUCAUUUGGGUUAUUGGUUUCUUCUAUGGUGAAUUUUGGUAAUUUAUGUCUUUCAAGGAAUUGGUCCAUUUCAUCUACAUUGUCAAAUGUAGAGGCAUAAAGAUCUUCAUAAUUUUCUUUUUUCCUUUAGUAGAGUCUGAACUAACAUUAAACCUCUCAUUCCUGACCCUUGGCAGCAUGGCUAAAAGUUUAAUUUUCUCAAAGAUCUAAUAUCAGUUUCAUUGAUUUUUCUUGAUUGUUUUUCUUUUUUCUUUCAUUGAGUCCCACUUUGCUCUUUUCUGUUUUUUUUUUUUUUUUUCUUCUGCAUUUAAUUGUUCUUUUUUUGGUUUUCAAGGUAGAGACUAAAGUCAUUGAUUUGAAAUCUUUCCUCCUUUCAUAUGUAGGCAUUUAGUGCUAAAAAAUCUCUAUGUUCUACUUUAAUGGCAUACCAAAAUUGUUGCUGUGUUGUGUUUUCAUAUUCAGUUCAAAACUUUUUCUAAUUUCUCCUUUGAUUUGUCCUUUGACACUGGAGGCUUUUUAUAAUUGUCCUGUUUAGAUUUCAAAUAUUCGGUGAUUUUAAAGAUAUCUUUCUGUUACUGAUUUCUAGUUUAAUUCCAUUAUGUUCAAAGAACAUACUUAAUAUGACUUGAAUCUUUUAAAAUUUAUCAAGACUUCUUGUAUGGCCCAGAAUGUGAUCUAUAUUGGUAAAUGUUUUAUGGGCACGUGAAAGAAAAUAUGUAUUCUGCUUUUGUCCUGUAGAUCUCAGUUAGGUCAACUUGAUUGAUAGUGUGGUUCAGAUCUUCUAUAUGAGUGCUGAUUUUCUGUCCACACAUUCUGUCAGUUCUUGAGAGGGGUAUCAAAAUCAAUUAUGCUUGUAGAUUUGUCUUUCUCCUUGUAUUUCUGUCAGUUUUUAUGAAACUCUUUUAUGUGUGUAAACAUUUUAAAUUAUGUCCUCUAGAUGUAUUGGCCCUUUUAUCAUUAUGAAAUGAUCAUCUUUAUCUCUGAUAAUGAUCUUUGCUCUGAAAUCUACAUUUCUGAUACUGGUGUAGCCAUGCUAGCUUUUCUUUUGACAUGUGUUACAAUAAAACAUAUAU
Molecule: messenger RNA, 5232 nt
Organism: Cercocebus atys (sooty mangabey)
Lineage: Eukaryota; Metazoa; Chordata; Mammalia; Primates; Cercopithecidae
Gene: SNX7
Product: sorting nexin 7
Exons: 9
Coding region: 4-1350 (448 amino acids)
Molecular function (GO): phosphatidylinositol binding
Source: RefSeq, a predicted model, not a curated record